This is a messenger RNA of Bubalus bubalis (water buffalo), 7115 nucleotides long. RefSeq names its product spalt like transcription factor 4 (gene SALL4). Lineage: Eukaryota; Metazoa; Chordata; Mammalia; Artiodactyla; Bovidae. Gene Ontology annotation, molecular function: RNA polymerase II cis-regulatory region sequence-specific DNA binding; DNA-binding transcription factor activity, RNA polymerase II-specific. The transcript has 4 exons. Bases 2311 to 5439 code for a protein of 1042 amino acids. The record is from RefSeq and is a predicted model, not a curated record. Gene Ontology annotation, biological process: regulation of transcription by RNA polymerase II. Gene Ontology annotation, cellular component: nucleus.
UGUGUUUGAGCCCCUGUUUGUUUGCGUAUAAUUAAAGACAUCCAGUUUAGACUGAUCUUAUAGUGCACAGCAAAUUUGAGACCAUUUAAAUGUGCUUUUUGAGGGAGGAAAAUGAAGUUUGGCGAUCUGUUAGAUCCAAAAAUCUGCAGGUGGUCAGGGGAGUCAGGCCAUGUACAGAAAAAUUAGCAUUUUUUUCAAAAGAGGUUCAAAUGGCCUUUGUGCUAAACUGGAUUACAACCAUCAACGAUCAAGAUUCCCCAAUUUCAAAUAACCGCUUAGCCGCAGUUUCUGAACUGAAAUGACCUACAUCUGCGGUAAGGAGUCAGAAUGGGACAUUUGGGAGUCUGUUUUAAUUGAGGGAGAGGGAAAUCUUGGUGACAGGAACCUCGGUGAGUGUUGCAGGCCAAGUUUCUGUGUUUGCAUCUGGCUUUCUAGAAGAGAAGGGCUACAGCUUGCCCGAACCUCUUUUGUUCCUUUAAAAAGAAGUUGCACAAGUCGCUGCUAGCUGAUCCUUCAAGCCCCUUCAGCCUUCCUCCUGUUAGGGAGCCAUCUUGGGAGGGAGGGAUAGAGUUAAUGCUUCCUUUUUUUAAAUGAAAUGAAGUUUUUUGUAAGGUGUACGAGUGAGGUGUGCAUUCCAAUCUGGUUGUAAGACUUUCAGCUGCGUAAGCUUUGCUUUCUGAGCUUCUGGGUUCUUUCUCUGUACCAGGGAGAUGAAACACCCUAUUUAGAUAGCUUCAACUAUAGAAGGCCCACUGUGUGCUGGAAAUGUGAUAGGUAAUUAAUUUUAUUCAAAAUAACAAUUAAAAAAAUUGUGUCAAGACAGCUGAACUGCCAAAUUGGGAUAAUUCUGCAGUUUUAUCUGCAGCCCACAACCAGGCUGGAGACCUCACGUACAUUACCUUUGAUUUCCGUUUUUGCUCAGUUUAAACUUCAGCUCCUGGUUGCAAUGGCUUGCCAGAGUUUCCUUUUUCUGUUUGAUUUGAGCCGUGCUCUAAAUCCAAGAAGUUGUGAUUAUCGUGGUUUUAGAGGAGUUGGUUAUGGGAUGGAAUUUUCUGUCAGUUAUUCUAUCAGAUGGAGGAGCCGGGCUGCUGUAGGCUUUAGAAUAAGGGGUCCCAGGAGGCAAUUUGGAAAUUAAACAGUUUGCAUUUGGUGCUCCAGGCUUUACUGCCUUGGAAAAAAUGAUGGAAAGAGUUUAAGAUAUCCUUUUCCAUCAUCCUUUACCUGUGUGCCUUUGAUUGUUUAAAAAAGCAUCUAAACCAUCUUUAGAAGCCUCUAAAUCCAGAUGAGAACUGCAUCUCAAAUCAUUGCCAUCCAUUUUUCCCCUAAAAUUUCGAGUCCAUGUCAGGUAUUGUUCUAAGGGGUUCUGGGGAAGGAGAGAGCAAAAACUGCCUGCAUGAAGUUAACAACUUCCUUUUAAAAGAUGAGCUCCAGUUGAGGCAAAGUGGGAUCUAUCUCUAGCAUAAACAGCAGAGCUUGCACACGUUAGCACAAAAAACUUUGAUUUUUUUACUUCCUCCUUUUCAGCAAACUUGAAUUUUGAUCCAAGACAGUUCGGAACAAUUUUUUUUUUGUACCUUUAUUAAAUGGAAACUUAAUUACAGCUCUAAUUUGCCACCUACAAAUUGAGUUAAAGGCAUUUCUCAGAUUGCUGAAUGCAGAUGUAAAAUUAAACUGGUUUAAUUUUAAACACUUUUUGAACUGGUUCGGUUCUUAAGGAUGUCUCAGUUUCCUUUUGUUUUUUGGUAAGCAGUUAUCCUGCUGGUGGGGGUGUGGGGUAAGAGAUAUUAAGUACUUUAGAUAAUCUACUCAUUGUAGUUCUUUUAAUAUAGGAAUGGGAGGGAAAAAAAGAUAAGCUUCAGGCAUAAUGCUUGUCUCAAGAUAUACGGUUGGUUUCUUAAGCAUUUUCAUAGGCUUCAGAAUUUGAUUGGCCUCUGGCAGAUGAGCUUUUCUUGCUAUACAAUAGUAAGAGUAUUUUCUAUCCAUUUGGCAGUGAUUGAAUCUAAGCCCCCUGCUGGGUUUACUGCAUUCUUCCAACUUAUUGGAUAACUAGAUGCUGAGAGAUAACAUUCCUAAAAUUCGGGAGUGGGGGGUGGGGUGGAAGGAUGGAAGAUCUAGUUGCUGUAAUCCCUCUGAACUUUGCUUUUUCCUUUUGGGAAGGGUUAACUUAAGCAUACCCAGCGAUUGUUCAUAACAGAGUCCUCUUACUCUUGGGCAAAUACGCUUUCAGUAUUUGCCAAUGGUGGUCUGGAUGUCGAAGUACUUUACUGCACCAGCAAACAGAGCUCCUGCUGUUUGAAGACUCAGAGUGGGAUGUUGCCAGUAUUGCUUGGAGGCUCCAGAAGAGGCGAGCCUGUGUAUACAGUGCCUGCAAGCUGGUAUUCAGGUGCUCCAAUGAACUAUCUUGGUGGUGGUGGCAGCGACGAGCUGAAUGGGGACGGAGCAGGGAUAAAACGGCCCCGGAGGGAGGAGACCCACGUAUGCGAGAAAUGCUGUGCCGAGUUCUUCAGCUUCUCUGAGUUCUUGGACCACAAGAAAAAUUGCACUAAAACGCCCCCCGUGCUCAUCUUGAAGGACAGUGAGGGGCCGAUGUCGUCCGAAGACUUGUCAGGGACUGUGCUCAGCCCGCAGCCGCCGAGCCCGGGCCGGAGGGAGGGCCACCGGGACAAUGGCAGCGGUGGAGGGGCCCCCGGGGACUUGAGGGAAAAGCCGGGGGCGGAGUCCGUCCUGUAUCUGAAGACGGAGGCCGCCCUGCCGCCCGCGCCGCAGGACAUAAGCUACUUACCCAAAGGCAAGGUGGCCAACACCAAUGUCACGCUUCAGGCGCUGCGCGGCACCAAGGUGGCGGUGAACCAGCGCAGCGCCGAUGUGCCUCCGGCGCCCGUACCCGGCGCCGGCAGCCUGCCCUGGGUGCUCGAGCAGAUCCUGUGCCUCCAGCAGCAGCAGCUGCAGCAGAUUCAGCUCACGGAGCAGAUCCGGGUACAGGUGAACAUGUGGGCCUCGCACGCCCUCCACGCCGGGCACGCGGCCGACUCGCUGAAGACGCUCGGGGGCCACGUGUCGCAGCAGGUGUCGGCGGCCGUGGCCCUGCUCAGCCAGAAGGCGGGGAGCGCCGGGCUGCCCCUGGACGCCCUGAAGCCCGCCAAGCUACCUCACGCCAACGUCCCUUCCGCCGGCGGCUCCGCCUCCCCGGGGCUGCCGCCCUUCGCGCUGAAGCCGGACGCCACCCGGGUGCUCCCCGGCGUCCUGUCGCGCCUCCCCGGGGCGCUGCUCCCCCAGGCCCAGGGCUCUGUGCUCUUCCAGAGCCCCUUCUCCGCGGUGGCCUUAGACCCGUCCAAGAAAGGCAAAGGGAAGCCACCGAGCGUCUCCCCGGUGGAGGUCAAACUCAAGGACGAGGCGCUCUGCCGGCACAAGUGUAAGUACUGUAGCAAGGCUUUUGGGACUGAUAGCUCCUUGCAGAUCCACCUCCGCUCCCACACCGGAGAGAGACCCUUCGUGUGCUCCGUGUGCGGCCACCGCUUCACCACCAAGGGCAACCUCAAGGUGCACUUCCACCGGCAUCCCCAGGUGAAGGCAAACCCCCAGCUGUUUGCCGACUUCCACGACAAGACGGCGGUGGGCGGCGGCCUUCCCUUCGCGCUGGCCGGCCCCGUCCCCCUCGAGGAAGCCGGGCUCUCCCUAGACAGUAAACCCGCGCUCGCGGCGGGGACCCCCAGUGUUGUAGGGCUAGCUCAGAAUCUCCCCUCGGGGCCUCACCCCAAGGACGUCGCGGGGGGCCCGUUGCCCAGCGACCUGCAUCCCGGGCCGUCUCCGGAAAGCGAGGAUGGCUCCAUCCUGCCCGGGGUGGGGCCGACACAUCCCUCCCCCAGGGUCGGAGGCUUCCCAGGGGGUGGGCCGCCGGAGCCGGGGUCGGAGACCCUGAAGCUGCAGCGGCUGGUGGAGAACAUAGACAAGGCCACCACCGACCCCAACGAGUGUCUCAUCUGCCACCGCGUCCUCAGCUGCCAGAGCUCACUCAAGAUGCACUACCGCACGCACACCGGGGAGAGGCCUUUCCCGUGCAAGGUCUGCGGCCGCGCCUUCUCCACCAAAGGCAACCUGAAGACGCACCUGGGGGUGCACCGCACCAGCGCGUCGCUGAAGACGCAGCACUCCUGCCCGAUCUGCCAUAAGAAGUUCACCAACGCGGUUCUGCUGCAGCAGCACAUCCGUAUGCACAUGGGCGGCCAGAUCCCCAACACGCCUCUGCCCGAGAGCCCCUGCGAGUUCGCGGGCCCCGAGCCCUCGGCGGCCGGGGAGAAUGGCAGCCCCGGCGCGCCCGCUCACGAUGGGGUCAUGGAAGCCAUCGACGUAGACGAAGCCUGCCCCCAGGAGGCCGCCCCCAGCAGCUCCUCGAGGGUCCUCGGGCCCCUCGCCGGCGUCCUCGCGGCGUCCCCUACCCCGGGGCUGGCCACGGCGGCUUCGCUGGACGCCCCGGUGAAGGCGGGGCUCGCUGCGCUCGUCCUGCAGCGGCAGGGCAGCCGAGAAAACGGGUCCGUGGAGAGUGACGGCCUGACCAAUGACGACGCCUCCUCGGUGAUGGGCGACCCCGAGUGCGCCAGCCGAAGCCCAGACGUCCUGGAGAGCACGUCCUUCCAGGCGGUCUCGCCGGCCCAUAGCCAGGCGGAGAGCGUCAAGUCCAAGUCUCCAGACGCCGACGGCAAAGGGGACGGCUCCGAGAGCAGCCGCACUGAGAUGGAAGGUCGGAGCAGUGUUCCAUCCACAUUUAUCCGAGCCCAGCCAACCUAUGUCAAAGUUGAAGUUCCCGGUGGGUUUGUGGGUCCCGCGACCAUGUCCCCAGGUAUGACGCCUCUGUUGGCGGCCCAGCCCCGACGACAGGCCAAGCAGCACGGCUGCACGAGGUGCGGGAAGAACUUCUCCUCGGCCAGCGCGCUUCAGAUCCACGAGCGGACUCACACCGGUGAGAAGCCCUUUGUGUGCAACAUCUGUGGGCGCGCUUUCACCACCAAAGGCAACUUGAAGGUCCAUUACAUGACACACGGGGCCAACAAUAGCUCGGCACGCCGUGGCAGGAAGCUGGCCAUCGAGAACACCAUGGCUUUGUUAGGAACGGACGGAAAGAGGGUCCCCGAGAUGUUUCCCAAGGAAAUCAUGGCCCCUUCGGUGAGCGUGGACCCCGUCAUGUGGAACCAGUACGCCACCAUGCUCAACGGUGGUCUGGCCAUGAAGACCAACGAGAUCUCCGUAAUUCAGAGUGGUGGCAUCCCCACCCUCCCGGUGUCCCUGGGGGCUAGCUCCGUGGUGAAUAACACGGCCGCCUCCAAGAUCGACGGCUCCCAGUCCGCCGCCGGGGCCGAGGUGGAGAAGCCAGGGACGGCCGACAACGUCCCCAAACACCAGUUCCCGCACCUCCUGGAAGAAAACAAGAUCGCAGUCAGCUAAGCCGCAGGAGGACGCACCUCCGAGGAGCAGUGCACGCGGUGACCUCUCUAGAGAACUGUAUCUUCUAUUGUUCUCUCUUUUUUUUUUUUUUAAGGCCCCCAUCUCCUCCAGUUUUCUUCCUGAUGUGCAAAUAACGUUUACAGUUGUGGCCACAACCUCAGGCACGGCUUACAAUCACAGUGUUGCUAUGCUGCUUUGCAAAAAAAGAAAAAAGAGAGGAAAAAAAAAAUUCUUACUAAAACAAAUACUAGUAUUUUUUUAAAUUUUGGAAGAAAGCGGGUCUUGCAAAGUAGUUUUGUUACUUGCAACAAACUAUAUACAUAAAAACCUUUGUACAACCUCGAGUAACUGUUUCCAAAGAUGGUCACCUCUUUCAAGUUGGAAGGUAUUGAACCACCAUGGAGAAGACACCUGUUUCACCUGCUUGGGGGUGGAGUGGCGGGGGUGGGGGGCGGCUGUAUACUUAUUCUGCGGGGACUGUAUGCGGGUAAAUGGACAUGGUCUGUCGUCUGUUUUGGGACCUGUUGUCGUUUUCUCCCAACCCUGCACCCAUUUUUCUUUUGUUUUUUUGAAUGUACUUUUUUUUUUUUUUUUGAAAACCAAGGUUGUAGAAUUCCAAAGUGUUUUUCAACCUUGGAACCUUAAGUAGGAUGCCCUCAAGUGGACUGAUUUUAGUCCUUAGAGAGUCAGUGUGUGUGUUGCUGCUUAUUUAAAUACAGUUCAGUUGGAGCCUCAAGAGUGCCAAGGUCCUCUCUACCCUUCCAGAUGCCACCUUUUUCCUAAAACCAGGAGAGGUGAACACCUGAGCAGGGAAUCUCAGGUGAUAUAAUUUAGUUCACCAGUGCCUGCUCUGUUGAAGAGCUCGGUGUCCAUUCUUGAAGAAACAAACUCAUGGAAGGGCAUGUUUUCUUAUUAUAUACUAAAAACUUCUUAUACUAAUUUGUACCAACAUUUCCUUGAUUGUGACUUAAUGCCGAGUAAUUAUGAAGAUUUUUUUUUUUCUUCUGAGUAUUGCAUGAAGGCUACCAAGUUGGAACAGGCGAGUCCUGGAUGUGAAAGCUUUAAUUUAUCUACCUCAUUCGUGUGUUAUUUUUGUAGCUAUAGUCUCUAUUUUCCUAUUGGAUAACCGCUGAAGUGUUCCUAGACCCUAUCAUAAACCUAAGAGUUGAUGUAUUGGUGGGAGCACCUGGAAGUUCAAGAUGAUGUUGUGAUUCUUUUUUUUCUUCUUCUAACCCUAACCCCUUGUGUAUAUGUGAUAUUAAGCAGACGAUGAAGCGUUCCUCUUGAAGAUUUAACAAGCAAGGAGAAAGGCCCACAUGUUCAGGUGGGGAAGUCUUUGCCCCUCUGUUUGGAAGAGUGGAUUGUGGCUUUUGUCAAGUCUUGUCUCUUGGUAAUUGCACCUGACUUUAGGAUCCACCCCCCCCCCCCAAGUUUUUUUUGUUUUGUUUUGCCAAGUUGUGCCUUUCCUUCUGGAAUUGUAAGUGACACAAUGGUAGUGCCUGUUUACACUGUGAAGCGGAUAUUGUUACAGAAGAUAGACCAGAGGCUUUCUCACUUGUUAAGCUUAAUAAUGCCUUGUGAAUGUAUGAUCUACGGAGAAACCCCUGUAGUUUUUACCUGCUGAUGCUGUCUGUCUGUUGGAGAAUAAAUUUUGAAUGGUUCUUUUUUUUUCACCA